AUUUGUUAAGAAAAGACACAAAACUUGUCCAAUUUAUCUUCUAGAUCUCGAAAUAAAUACAAAAAGCUUUCCUUUUUGCUUUCAUCUUCUGCUACUUGAUGAUGGAUUCAAGUAAAGAGAGUAGCUUGAUUGAAACCCAUUUUCUAAAACCCUAUGUAACCUCCAUUGAUGGUGCUGUAGCAGAGCUUCCUCGUCACCGUCUCUCUGUUUCUUCAUCAGACCUAAAUGAGUCGUUUUCUAGGAUUUCUUUCAAUGGGUUUUGGUCUGCACAACCCAAUUUCAAAUCAUGGGCUAAAAAAAUGGAAGCUUUGCACGAACCCAUUUGGAGAAAAGCUGGGAUUUUUGAGGCAAUAAAGGCAUCGAUGUACAAAAUCCGUAAAAAUCAGUCUUUGCUUCUAGCUCUUGUUGAGAAAUGGUGUCCUGAAACCAAAUCUUUCCUCUUCCCUUGGGGUGAAGCAACGAUAACGCUUGAGGAUGUGCUUGUGCUUUUAGGGUUUUCUGUUCAGGGUUCUCCUGUUUUUGCCCCUUUAGAAAGCUCAGAGAUGAGAGAUUCCGUAGAGAAACUGGAGAAAGCUAGAUUGGAGAAUAGAGGCCAGGAUGGGCUAGUGAGACAAAACUUAUGGGUUUCGAGCUUCUUGGGUAGAGGUGAUCAAAUGGAGCAUGAAGCUUUUCUUGCAUUUUGGCUUUCGCAGUUCGUUUUUCCGGAUAUGUGUCGUCGUUCUAUUUCGACAAAAGUUCUCCCUAUGGCUGUUCGUUUAGCUAGAGGCGAAAGGAUUGCUUUUGCUCCUGCUGUUCUAGCUAGACUAUACAGAGAUUUGGGUCAAAUUCAAGCGUCUGCUAGAGAAAAGUCCACUCCAAAUGUCACUCUGAAAUCACUGUUUAAGUUAGUCCAACUCUGGGCAUGGGAGAGAUUCAAGAGUACCAGUCCAAAAGCUAGAGUGAUACCAAAAGGUGAACCUAGGAUAUCUCGGUGGCACUCACAAACAUCUAAGAAUGUGAGAUUGAAUCUUGUUGAUUUUGAUUGGCGUCCUUACACUAAACCUUUACAGAUUUGGAACCCUCCUCGGUUUUACCCUGAAGAAGCUAUGUGGAUGACUGUUGAUGACAAUCUUGAUGAUGGAUUCGUUUCCUUUGCUCGAUGUAUGAGAGUUUCUCAGCUUGUUGGGGUUGGUAUUGUGGAGGAUUACUAUCCAAACCGAGUGGCAAUGCAGUUCGGGCUGGCUCAAGAUCUUCCUGGUUUGGUUACUGAUCAUAGCAGCUUCACAGAAAAAGAAGCAUGGGAUGGUUACAAUAAGUCUCUUGAUGGUUUAAUGCUUUACAUACCUUCUCGUGUCGCUACGACUUCUGUUACUGAAAGAUAUCGUGACUGGUGGUUGAAAUCUAUUUCAAAGUUUUUUCUGGAUUCUUCAGAAUCAACUGAAACGUUUGAUGCAAGUAACACAAUUGAUCAUUAUGAUAAUAAUGAUGAGGAUGAUGAGCUACUGCCUUUGGGUCAAGUGCUUCAGAAUUUUGGAGAGAGCUUUCUUAAGAAACUCGAAAGAUGUAGGGCGCGUAGGCUAGCUAAAAAUCAUCGAUUCAAGAUAAAUAAAGACAAGAUUGGUGAUGGUGGUGCAUCAGCUUCAACAGAAUUACCACUUAGUCAGUUGUUUAAAAAGGAGGUGAUGAAGAGAACAAGUGAGCAUUUGAAAAACAAGGGACGGAAGCGAGCUCGUGAGGAUGAUGUAAGUUCUAUGGAUCACAAAGAUGAUGACGUUACCAUCGCUCAGAUGAUCAAAUCUAGAAGGAAUGAUGAAUGUGGAAGCAAAGGAAAGAAGAGUAGUAUGGUUCAAAGACCAUCUAACGAAAACAACUCUUCAGAUCCUCUUGUUGAUUCUAAUGGAGGUAUAAUUGACAUUUCUGUGUCACCAUCAGAGACAAGGCAAACGUGUGAUGAUGAGCUUCAUGUAGAUAGAAGCAAGAAAGAAGAGUUGGUCCAUGAAGAUGAAGAAAAGCAAAGAAGCAAUGAGAAUUUGUGCAGUGAAGCUGAGAAAGAAGAAGAUAUUGAUGAAAGAUUGAAACAGAGAAAGCUUGCUAUAGAGGAGAUAGCAUUGAAGCUGGAGACACGUGUUAUGGAGGUUGAGAAGAGUUUGACAAUGAUUAGAAAAUGGAAAACCAGAGGCAACCAGACCAAUCAUAGAGUUUCUGCUUAAGUAUUAACAAAUUGUGUCUUAACUAUUAAUGAUCAGAAAUUUUUCAAGAGGAUCUCUUAAGGAAACAAACACAACAAUGUCACAAUUAGUAAUCUAUGUGGAGAACUUAUCAGACACAAG
Arabidopsis thaliana (thale cress) is the source of this 2309-nucleotide messenger RNA. Its product is annotated as Aminotransferase-like, plant mobile domain family protein. The coding region runs from base 99 to 2189 and encodes 696 amino acids. NCBI's taxonomy places the organism in Eukaryota, Viridiplantae, Streptophyta, Magnoliopsida, Brassicales, Brassicaceae. The record is from RefSeq and is marked reviewed. The transcript has a single exon. Gene Ontology annotation, biological process: meristem maintenance; meristem development.